AUGGCUCCCCGACUUCCCCGCGCCGCCUCCUCCACGGCCACCUUCCUCCUCCUGCGUCCGUCCCUUGCCGCCGCCGGCCGCCACCACACCCUCCGCCUGUUCUCCGCCGCUUCCGAGCCUCUCGUUCGCGUCGCCAACCUCCCCGCCGCCGGCACCGGCCACAUCCGCGUCCUCGAGCUGAACCGCCCCUCCGCGCGCAACGCCAUCUCCAAGGCCCUCCUCGCCGCCCUGCGCGCCGAAGUCGACGCCGUGCACGCGCAGUACGACCCCUCCACCGGCGCCGAGCUCCCCCUCGCCACCGGCGCCGAGAACGGGCCCACGCGCGCCCUCGUCGUCGCCAGCGCCGUCGACACGUGCUUCUGCGCCGGCGCGGACCUCAAGGAGCGUCGGGGCUUCACCCAAGAAGAGACCAACGAGUUCCUCACCAACCUCCGCGCCACGUUCGCCGCCCUCGCCGACCUCCCCGUCCCCACCAUCUCCGCCAUCUCCUCCGUCGCCCUCGGCGGCGGCCUCGAGCUCGCGCUGUCCACGCACUUCCGCGUGCUCUCCUCCAACGCCGCCGUCGGCCUGCCCGAGACGCGUCUCGGCAUCAUCCCCGGCGCCGGCGGCACCCACCGCCUCGCCGGGCUCGUCGGCCUCGGCCGCGCGCGGGACCUCAUCCUCACCGGCCGCCGCGUCGCCGCGCCCGAGGCCUACUUCCUCGGCAUCGCCGACCGCCUCGUCGAGGUCGUCCCCGAGGACGAGCGCGACGGCGCCGCCGGAAUCCUACCGGCGGCGCGGAAGGCCGCGCUGAGCGAGGCGGUGCGGCUCGCGCAGGAGAUUUGCGAGGGCGGGCCGGUGGCGAUCCGCGCGGCGCUGCAGGCGGUGGCGUGGGCACGGCCGGACAAGGAGAACGAGAUGUAUGAGCGCGUUGUUGCGACCGAGGACCGCAACGAGGCCCUCAAGGCCUUCCAGGAGAAGCGCAAGCCCGUCUUCAAGGGGAGGUAA
Molecule: messenger RNA, 987 nt
Organism: Cordyceps fumosorosea ARSEF 2679
Lineage: Eukaryota; Fungi; Ascomycota; Sordariomycetes; Hypocreales; Cordycipitaceae
Product: Crotonase, core
Exons: 2
Coding region: 1-987 (328 amino acids)
Biological process (GO): fatty acid beta-oxidation
Cellular component (GO): mitochondrion
Molecular function (GO): enoyl-CoA hydratase activity
Source: RefSeq, a predicted model, not a curated record